This is a messenger RNA of Zootermopsis nevadensis, 2457 nucleotides long. Lineage: Eukaryota; Metazoa; Arthropoda; Insecta; Blattodea; Termopsidae. The record is from RefSeq and is a predicted model, not a curated record.
GGUAAUUUGCCGUGGUUAUAAAAUAUUGGUUUGGAAAAAUGUAUGAGGCGAGAGCAUAUUUAAUAGUUCUAAAUGCAGGUUGAAAAGAACAUGUAUUGUGGCACGCAGUACUCUUUCUUAGUUUGUUUGCUCAUCCACAGUGCUGGUAAAUUUGACCGUUUUGUCAUCUUUAUUUUCAGGCAACCAUGAACCCUUUCGGAGAACCGUCUACAGCGAAGGGAAGAGGUCGUGUUAUUUGGAGGCAAGGACAAGACCACAAAGAACUGCGACGACCACAAACGGAAAAUAGAACAGACGUCGCAGUAAUCCAUAACAGCGCUCAGCCUGAUCCAUGUGUUGAAGGAGACAUUUCAGUGACUUCAACAUUAUCUGCUAAUGCAAAAGAAUUUUACCCCCCAAAUUAUCAGUCUCAACAGUCAAAGGAUUCCUACAAUUCUUCUUCACAGUAUGAAGAGGUGCCCCGUCAAAACGUGCUACCAUUCCAAACGCCAGUCGUCCCAAACUCGUCACUUGGACAGGGAUACCUAGAAGGCAUACGUUAUUCUAAUUGGUCGCCUGUAGCACCUUAUUUAGUUUUCAAGCCUACACCGGUAACAGGUGGUGGUCCUCAUCACAACUCUUCAAAUCCAGCGUCUGAAAAUAAAGAAGAACUGAUUACAACAAAUCACCUGAUUGAAGUAAUGCAGCAUUUGACAGUUCAUCCAGGGAAGUUUGACGUCUUAAUUACUCCAUUAGUGGACACCUUCAGUUGUUGGUUGGGGGAUGAAGACAAAGUGUCUUAUAUAGUUAACGCAAUUGUGGAACAGUCAAUAACUGAACCAAAUUUCCGAUACAAUGGAGCAAGAUUUUGUUCCUUUCUUAACAAUGAAUUUCCUCCAGGAGAAAGAUCAACAUUCAGAGCUUAUCUUCUAAAUAGGUGUAAAGAGGAGCACGUGCAAAUAUCAAACUAUAUUCAUACACAUCCAAGAAGACUUCAUGGCUUUGUAUUGUUCAUGGCAGAGUUGUUCAUGCAACUGGAGUGUGCAAAAGGUUAUGGUGAAAGGAUAACAAUUCUGGGGACUGCGUUAGUGGAAGAUCUGUCUUUAUUAAUCACUGAACCUACAUCUGAAAAUAUUAAAUGUACCUGUCAAGUUCUUAAGUUGGCGGGUCAGCCUCUGGAUGUGCAGGAGCCAGUGAUUAUGAAUGAAGUAAUGGAAUCCCUUUUGCAUUUACUGAACAACCCGAUGGUCGAGUCAAAUGUCCGUCAUCUUAUCAGCAGUGUCUUUGAAUUGAGACGUGCCGGUUGGGGUGAUGCAUCAGGCUUCAUGCCAAAUACGAGCACAACACAGCCAUCCAAUCCAUGCCUGCAGAAUUAUCCUGUUUUCUAUGGACCAGAUGGACAGAUCAUGACUCCAGAAGAGAGCCAAUUCCUAGAAGAGAGUGUGGGUCGUAUUCCUGAUUCAGAGGAGUACGAUGAUUGCAGUGAGGAUGGCGAUAUUGUUUGGGAGCCAGAUGAUGAAAUGGAUGAAGAAAUUCAAGCAGCAUUCGAACAGUUUCUUAACCUCGGCAAGAAUUAAUCUAUAGACACAUCUUCCACCGAUAAGUGCAGUGGCUUAUUCUGUCCACAAAGCAUGUUGUUGACAUAUGCCGACAUCUACAAAAUCUUGUGAUGAACAUAUAUGUCUUGCUUAUCAGCUUAGUGUUAAUUAAAGACACUGUGUUACAAAUGUAUUUGAAUAUGAUAUUAUCAAGGACUGACAGACGUUUUGCUGAAAAUGUAUUUUUUUCUUUCUCAGGACAGGAUGUGUUAACAAAUGGAGCUGUAUAUGUUGUACUUUAGAAGCAGUAAGGUUGGGAGCAUCUGCUGGUUGUGGCUUACUUAACCAUAUAAUUAUUUCUGUUCUAUUGUUUUAUUUUGAAUAUAAAUAUUAAAGUGAGCAACUUGGUAAAUCACUUACUGCUUGAGAUGUAUUCUGCCACCCUCAGCGGCAAAUGACAAGCUCAGAGUUAAUGUGUGCAGUAGUUAUAUAUUUGUGCCCAAAAUGUCUCUUGUGUGAUUAAAAUAAAACCUUUUUUUAUGAAAAUGGGAAUCCAAGUGAAAUUCUGGGGCUGGGCAGUUGUACCAUGUAGUGUGGUAGAAGUUUGCUGCCUCCAUCAUCAGGGCACCUUGAUGAUGGAGUUAGCAAGCACCUUUGAAACACGUGUAAACUUAUACCAGAUCCACAUUGCACUGGAUCCUUGUUUGACAAAGGCAAGAAUCCAAGCAAGCUUGUCGAUUGUAGGAGAGCAUCUACAUCCUCGUGGAAAGCUUUAUGUGUUUCUCCGGAUGUUGUAUGUGUUAUUGCUCCUCCUGAUUCAUCUUGGGUCACAUUCAUCACUAGCUACUGUUAACUGUAAAACCAUGUUAUGUUUACAGAUUAUUAAACGGUGACCGUUUUCUCCUGACGUACUAAAAUAAAAUAGCUCUGUCCCUUCUAA